GCAGAUUUAUUUCAUCAACUCAUAGCAGAGGCUUGGCAAGUAUCUAAUUGAAUAAGAUGCUGCUGAAGUCUCUAUGGAUGACUGUGAAUUAGAUUUGUUAUUAAAAGAGUUGGAGGCUGACUAUACGGAUGCUCUUAAAUAUGUUGAUCGUGAAUUGGAAAAAAAGACCACCACAAUGGUAGUUGAUGAUUAUGAGCGAUUGCAGAAAAUCGGUCAAGGAACAUUUGGUGAAGUGUUCAAAGUUCGUCAUAGAGUUACUAAACAACAUUAUGCUUUAAAACGACUUAAAACAGAACAAGAAACAGAGGGUUUUCCAGUUACUGCUCUGCGUGAAAUUAGAAUACUUAGCUCACUUUCUCAUGAAAAUGUUGUGCGAUUACGAGGUGUUUGCCAUAAAAAAGCUGCCCCUUCUAGCAACUAUAGAUAUGAAUUUUAUCUUCUUUUCGAUAUUUGUGAGCAUGAUCUUGCAGGUCUAUUGGCUCAAAAAGUCGAGUUCAGUCUUCCAGUGAAGAAAAGCAUAAUGCAACAGUUGCUAACGGGACUUUACUUUUUACAUAAGAAUAAUGUUCUUCAUCGUGAUUUAAAGACAUCUAACAUACUAAUUGAUCGUGAAGGAGUUUUAAAAAUAGCCGAUUUUGGUUUAGCAAGACUUACUGUCACUUCUAUUCGACCUGAUCGUGCUUCACGUUAUACUGGUCGUGUAGUAACUUUAUGGUAUCGACCUCCAGAAAUAUUGCUCAAUGAUCGUUAUUAUGGAAGACCGGUAGAUUUAUGGGGUGCCGGUUGUAUUAUGGCUGAGCUCUGGACAAAUUAUCCAAUUAUGCAGGGUGAAAAUGAACUGCUUCAACUCAAUCUAAUCAUUCAACUUUGUGGUUCUAUUACACCAGAAGUUUGGCCAGCUGUUCAAAAUUUAGAAACUUAUCAAAAAAUCAAAUUACCAAAAGAUGUAAAACGUCAUGUUAAAGAAAAAUUAACACCACAAAUUCCAUGUUCAUCAGCAGUUGAUCUAAUUGAUAAAUUGCUUGUUUUAGAUCCAACUAAACGUUUAGAUGCUGAUCAAGCUUUAUCACAUGAUUUUUUCCAUGAAGAUCCAUUACCGGGUGAUUUAAGUUGUCUUUCAAAAAGUGGUGUAUCAUUUUUAGAAUAUUUAGGACAAGCUAAUAGAGCUAGACGUGGAUUAGCCAAUAAUUAUCGUCAUGUUGCAAAUCCUAAUUUCCCAGCUAGACGUGGUCCACCAAAUGCUAUGGUACCGGGACCUGUGCCAAAUCAACAAAUUAUCAACCAAUCAUAUCAACGAUAUCGUGGUCUUCCACCACCGGAUCAAGAUUCAUCUAAUAUUAAUGAUCGUAUAUUUUAGUCAGGGCGAGGGGAAAGAGAGGAGAAUUCAAUGUUUCAUUCAUUAUAUAAAUUCAUGUAUAUUGCAUUUUUACAACAACAAAACAUCCAUUUAAAUCAGCCUUCACAAGCAGUAAGUAUAUUGUGAUAACUACAAAAAUAACACACAACACACACAUACAGACUAUAUUUCAACUCUUAAGAUUUUGUAUUUUUCUAGUCUUAUUGUAAAUCAUAUACAGGGAAUAUUUAUGAUGCUAAUUGAGCGACUGAAUGCAUUUCUCUGGGUUUUUUUUUCUCUCUCUGUAAUUUAAUCUUUGCUAGUCUGCUGAAGAAAUUCUUUUUUUUUUCCGUAUAA
Schistosoma turkestanicum is the source of this 1693-nucleotide messenger RNA. Lineage: Eukaryota; Metazoa; Platyhelminthes; Trematoda; Strigeidida; Schistosomatidae. The record is from the annotation of a GenBank genome assembly.